UACACUAUUGUAGUGAGGGAGGGUGUCAGCAUCGGGUUUCUCUUUGAAUUGUGCUCAGGAAUUCCAUGGCAUUUCACAAGUCGGACGCCUUCAACUGAGCAGUGAGCACCAAAUUGAGGGUGGUUGACGUUACAGCAUGGAGGUUUUGUCAAGGUCAGAAGAUCAGGAAAAUUACAAUGAUUUUGACCCAAGAAAGUACCUAGACCAGUUUUACGCAGUAGAUGAAGACCAUAAAAUGACAGAGGAGGCCAUUUUCCUGUUCACGUUUAUGAAAAAUGUAUUUUCAUCUGGUCAUGUGGAAGGCAAUAGUCUUAUAGAGAUUGGUGCCGGUCCCACCAUAUGUCACAUUCUGUCUGCCUGUGAAAACUUCAAGCAAAUAUACCUUACAGAUUAUUUAGAAAGAAACCUGCAAGAAAUAGAGAAAUGGAUAAAAGGUGAUAAGGAGGCCUUUGAUUGGUCUCCACAUCUGAAGUGUGUCUGUGACCUUGAAAACCACAGGUCCACAGAGGAGGAAAAGGCCGAGAAGAUCCGCAGGAAAGUCUCACUCAUGAAGUGUGAUGUCACCAAAGCCAAUCCCCUAGAACCAAAUUCCCUUCCCCUGACCGACUGUGUGAUUGUCGCUGCGUGUCUCAUCUGUGCUUGCAAGACUGUUGAAGAAUUUAAAACCGCCCUGAAAAACAUUGUAUCUCUGAUCAGACCCGGGGGUCAUCUAAUUGUCAAUGAUUAUUUAGGAGCCUCCUAUUACUUGGUCGGCAAGGCAAAGUUUUCAGUUCUGUCACUUGAUGAAAAUAUUUUGCGAGAGGCGGUGACUGAGAGUGGAUGUGAGAUUCAGGAGUUUGCAACGUUUACUGAUUUACAAUUUCCAGAUGAAGUGUUUAAUUGUAACGUUUCUUUCUGUCUUCAAGCCCGCAAACAUUGAAGCCGUAGAGGGAAACAAUAAAAAGAGGCAAAAUUGACUUUAAAGGAGACGUCCAGCCUGAGCUUGUUUGGCUGGGCUUCUCCUAUGGGUCAUAGGAGUCCAAUACGUUUUGCGCUCCUGUGACCCGUUUUCAGACCGCUCUCUGCUGACGUCACAGGAAUCAGUCCAGGUACCGCAUCAUCACAACAAUAAAGUCUGGAUCCGCCAGGUGACUGGACUGAUACCCAUCUCAACGAGCUGCUGAGAGCCUAAGACGGCCACUCUCCGCCCCUCCACAGCUUAGCGCUCCAUUAAGCGCAGGGGGGGGGAGGCAGAGCGCAUUGAUUGACCAUCAGCAGCUCUCUGCUCGGGGAGCCGAGAGAAACGAGCCAUAAGUAGAACUGAUGAAGGCCAAUGAGAGGCCGACACGCAGUUAGAAGAGAGGAGUCUUAUCUGUGAUGUCAAGCGAAGCACCUUGAGUCUAAAUCUGCGGUGGAUGAGCUGGUGAUUUGAUACAUGCUGUUUUUAUUGUUAUUUCUUGUAAGUGUAACUUUUUAGGG
Rana temporaria (common frog) is the source of this 1458-nucleotide messenger RNA. RefSeq names its product nicotinamide N-methyltransferase-like. The record is from RefSeq and is a predicted model, not a curated record. Lineage: Eukaryota; Metazoa; Chordata; Amphibia; Anura; Ranidae. The coding region runs from base 137 to 919 and encodes 260 amino acids. Gene Ontology annotation, cellular component: cytosol. Gene Ontology annotation, molecular function: N-methyltransferase activity. The transcript has 4 exons.